This is a messenger RNA of Colias croceus (clouded yellow), 652 nucleotides long. RefSeq names its product protein ALP1-like. The record is from RefSeq and is a predicted model, not a curated record. The transcript is spliced from 2 exons. Bases 1 to 513 code for a protein of 170 amino acids. NCBI's taxonomy places the organism in Eukaryota, Metazoa, Arthropoda, Insecta, Lepidoptera, Pieridae.
AUGGCUCUUGUAGAUGACAACUACUGUUUCAGCUAUGUAGACGUUGGAUGUAAUGGUCGAGUAUCUGAUGGGGGAGUCUUCAGAAACUGCAAUCUGAGUGAGGCCCUGGAGAAUAAUUUGCUUCCAAAUGGACGUGUAAUUGUUGGUGAUAACGCCUUCCCCUUGAAACCGUACAUAAUGAAACCGUAUCCAGGGAGCCAGUUAACUUUAAAACAAAAAGUUUUUAACCAUCGCCUCUCACGAGCACGGCGCAUAGUAGAAAAUGCGUUCGGAAUUUUAGUUGCUCGAUUCAGAGUUUUUGAAAGGCUUAUUCCCAUCAACCCUGACACAGUUGACAAGGUUGUCAAAGCCUGCUGCGCUCUACACAAUUGGCUUCGUAAAACAAAAAGUAAUGUAAAUGCGCCAACAGUCGACAUUGAAGACACACGCAAUGGCCAUGACCCACGACUACUCAAAAUCAUUCAUCUCGAGAUGCCAGAACGAUCCGUGACAAUUAUGCCGACUAUUUUGUAGGAGAAGGAUCAGUUGAUUGGCAAAUGCGAAUGAUAUGCUGAAGUUGUAGCAAGCAGUAAAUAAAAAAUUAAUAAGAUAAUCCCUAAUUAAAAUAAAUAUAACAUGCUAAUAUAAAACUAGUUAAACGUUUUGCUGUUUA